Messenger RNA from Sclerotinia sclerotiorum 1980 UF-70, 1065 nucleotides. NCBI's taxonomy places the organism in Eukaryota, Fungi, Ascomycota, Leotiomycetes, Helotiales, Sclerotiniaceae. The record is from the annotation of a RefSeq genome assembly.
AUGAGAAUUUUUAAAAGUCAUCCUUUAUUAAAAUUGGUUAACUCUUAUAUGAUCGAUUCACCACAACCAAGUAACCUAAGUUAUUUAUGAAAUUUUGGUUCUUUACUAGCUGUUUGUUUAGUUAUACAAAUAAUCACAGGUGUAACUUUAGCAAUGCACUACAACCCUAGCGUAUUAGAAGCCUUUAACUCUGUAGAGCAUAUUAUGCGUGAUGUAAACAACGGAUGAUUAAUACGUUACUUACACAGUAACACAGCUUCAGCUUUCUUUUUUAUAGUAUAUUUACACAUAGGAAGAGGUUUAUAUUAUGGAUCAUACAGAGCUCCUAGAACAUUAGUUUGAACAAUAGGUGUAGUUAUAUUCAUAUUAAUGAUAGUUACAGCUUUCUUGGGAGGUUUCUCUGUUAAUAACGCAACUUUAAACAGAUUCUUUGCUUUACACUUUGUAUUACCUUUCGUUUUAGCAGCUUUAGCCUUAAUGCAUUUAAUUGCACUUCACGAUAGUGCAGGUUCUGGUAAUCCUUUAGGUAUAUCAGGUAACUAUGACAGGUUAGCUUUUGCUCCUUAUUUCUUAUUUAAAGAUUUAAUAACUAUAUUUUUAUUUAUAAUAAUAUUAAGUAUAUUUGUAUUCUUUAUGCCUAACAUCUGGGCUAAUCCAAUGCAAACUCCACCAGCGAUAGUUCCGGAGUGGUACCUACUUCCCUUUUAUGCUAUUUUAAGAUCUAUACCUAAUAAAUUAUUAGGUGUUAUUGCUAUGUUAAGUGCUAUUUUAAUACUAUUAGCUAUGCCUUUUACUGAUUUAAGUAGAAGUAGAGGUAUACAAUUUAGACCUUUAAGUAAAAUAGCUUUCUAUAUCUUUAUUGCUAAUUUUUUAAUACUAAUGGUAUUAGGAGCUAAACACGUUGAGUCACCAUAUAUAGAAUUUGGACAAAUAAGUACAGUUAUUUAUUUUGCCCAUUUCUUGAUUAUAGUACCUUUCAUUAGUUUACUAGAAAACAGUUUAGUAGAGUUAGGGUUGCCGGAAUCUAACUCUGUAACGGGUAAAUCUCACACAUUCGUUAGUUAG